This is a messenger RNA of Haliotis rufescens (red abalone), 3090 nucleotides long. RefSeq names its product sodium- and chloride-dependent glycine transporter 1-like. Gene Ontology annotation, molecular function: L-amino acid transmembrane transporter activity. Bases 1 to 753 code for a protein of 250 amino acids. The transcript is spliced from 7 exons. The record is from RefSeq and is a predicted model, not a curated record. Lineage: Eukaryota; Metazoa; Mollusca; Gastropoda; Lepetellida; Haliotidae. Gene Ontology annotation, biological process: sodium ion transmembrane transport. Gene Ontology annotation, cellular component: membrane.
AUGAGGCCAGGACUUGGCUUUGUGAUAUACCCAGAAGCCUUGUCGCAACUUCCGCUUCCGCAGCUGUGGAGUUUCGUCUUCUUUAUUAUGCUGAUUCUGUUGGCCCUUGAUUCGUUGUUUUCAUUAGUUGAAACGGUGACGUCGGCCAUAUUGGAUGAGAACCCCUCUCUGCUGAAAUGGCGAGUCCCUGUUACUCUUGGAUACUGCCUUGUGUCCUUUCUGCUGGGGCUAAUAUUCACCACUGAGGGUGGAAUGUAUAUUUUCCAAUUGGUCGACUGGUACUUUGUCGUCAUAUUCCUGAUCUUCUACGGAUUUCUGGAGUGCAUCAUUUUCGGAUGGGUAUAUGGAGUGAAUCGUGUCAGUGCAGACAUAGAACUGAUGCUCGGGAGACCGGUACCCUUCUUCUUCAAGAUAAGCUGGUGCUACAUCACACCUACCAUGCUCCUGAUAACCUUCAUUUUCACCAUGGUCCAGUACCAGCCUCCGACCUAUGGGAGGUAUGUUUACCCCGACUACGCUGUUACCAUUGGAUGGUGCUUGGCCUCCAUCCCCGGCAUCCCAUUCGUGGUGAUGAUGUUCCACGCCAUCAGCAAGGAGGAGGGGAAUCUGGUGCAGAGAUUCCAGAAGUCCCUGAAACCUGACAGCUCCUGGGGACCAUCCAAGUCGUCAUUGAGGGUGUUUUACAUGGACAAACACAACAAAGCCAACCCUCUGAAAGACACCUUCAUUUCAUCGCUGUCUUGUAGAUCAUAGAUAUACAUGGACAUGUUUUGUAGAAAACAAUUGUCUUCGAUGUGAUGUGAUUUUAUGCUAGGCAUUUAUUCAAACCCGGUGUUGUUGAUCAAUCUCCGCGUCUCCGCGGGAUAUAUAUAACCACGAUUAGUAGUCCCGUAUUUCAGCACUGAAUAGAAAUAGUAGAUGUUUCUGUACAUAGUAAGUGAUAAAACAUUAGCUGAAUAGGCAGUGUUGAAGUACAUGUACAUUUUCAGAACUUCUUUUGCAAGACACGUGCGGUCCAGUGGUUUGGCCAGGCAGCUGAUAGUGACUCUACGGUGUUAGAAUCUACAUCGAAACGUCGCUAUAUGCAAUACACCAAUCAAACAAUUACCCCGAGUGAGCCAUGAGUGAGUGAUAGCGAUUUUUUCCUUUACAUUUUUAUUGCAUAGAGACCAUUCUCACUGUCACAUGCAAGGCACGUGACAUUGCUGAACUUGUAGGAUUGAUCAGUAUUGUUGGUCAUGGCAACUGCACAUUUAGUUACAUUGUAGCGUUCGGACAGUUUAUGUUGAAUAAUUGGCAGUCUUUGCUGUUUAUUUUGUAAAUGAGUCUUUUAUGCAAAUAUAACUAUUACAUGUAAAGGGUCAUUAUUUCUUCCCGGGAGACCAAGAGGUAUCUUCCCCAUGUUAAGAACGUUUUUCAAUUCUGUUUUUUCAAGAAGCCAACUUUCCAUGUGUGUCCAAAUUGGACGAAUAGUUCUACACCCUCAAAACAACUUGUGGUAUAGAUUCUAAUUCUAAUUUACAAUUUACAAACUUGGUAUUGACAUCAUUCUUUGAAUUUGGAAAAGGUCAGAAAAUGGCAAUUUUGAUCUAUUAAAGGUUAAUGAACCGGACCGCCUUCACGUUCUAUACUUUCCUUAUCAAUUCUGAGGUGGUUGGGCCAAAUCUUGUGACCGAGAAUGUCCUCAUUGUGUGUUGGAAGAAUACCGUCAGUGAAGUCAAACCAAGCUACAAUAAAAUCACAAUAAAAGGUGUUUCUUAAUUUGGUUUCAAAUGAUUACAGUUUAGUUCCAUUAUAUCAAACGAAUUUAAACGAAUUCUACUUUGGUAUCGUUUUGAUUUAUUCCUGUCUUAUUAUUGAAAACUUUUCAGCUGAUUAAUUCUUUGAUUGUUUCACUAUUAUUUGUUUCCUUCUUAUUUUAUCAGGGUUAUUUUUCAAAACAAAGUUAAAACAUUUAUCAAGUGACUUGAUCUGGUGGAUGAGGUGUAGAAGAAAACAGGAGGUUUGGUUAUGGUAGGAUAAGGAAUUUAAUAUUGUAAGUCUUCCAAGCGCAGUCAAGUUUCUAGCGGACCAAAUAUUCAUGAGUUUUAAAUGAUUUAACUUUAAUUUUUUAUCACUAUAGUUGAUGUCCGAUUUCAUCGAGUUCUAAACUAUAUUUUAUACCGUGGAGUUAAACGAGAUAGAAUGAAACGUCUGCACACAUACGUACAUUGACAACAAUACUUAUAGCAUGGUUGAUAUAGUGAUAAUGCAAAUGUUUUUGUCGCUUUUACUUAUAUGUCAAUGUUUAUGUAUAUGUAUCAAUGAUCUAAUGUAUAGUCCUACAUGGCUUGGACGGUAACAAAGUAUACAAUAAAACACGUAUUACAGUUACAAUUGAAUCAGUAAGUAGGUAAAUAAUUGAUGUUUGGCUUCCUUGUUUAUGUUAAUCUGAGUGAGUGAGUUUGGUUUUACGCCGCUUUUAGCAAUAUUCCAGCAGUAUCACGGCGGAGGACACCAGAAAUGGGCUUCAAACAAUGUACCCAUGUCGGGAUUCGAACCCGGGUCUUCGGCGUGACGAGCGAACGCUUUAACCACUAGGCUACCCGACCGCCCCUUUAUGUUAAUCUGAGUCGGUAUUUUGUGGCCACGAAAAAGUGAAAACGUUUUCAGGUCAAUAGAAACACAUCCUGUUUGACAGGAAAAAUAAACAUUCUAUUUGUUAUGCAUUUUCCUUUUUGAAUAUGUGUAUCGUUGUGUUCCUCAUAAUAAAGAUGUUGACAUCCAUAAAUGUUCUUCACUACAGUCGAUGUCGAUUAUUUCAUCAGGGUCUAAACUAGAUUGUAUAUCUGAGAGUAAAAAGGGCCCUGAGUGAGAUUGACAUUGACAACAAUACUUAUAUUAUAGCAUUGUUAAUAUAGUGAUUAUGCAAAUGGUUCUGUCGCUUUUAUUUGUAUGUCAAUGUUUAUAUAUUUGUCUUUAGUUUCAUAAUAAUCCCACAUCGUAUACAUUGCUUCAAUAUCUUGUCCUAGAUUGCUUUGGCUUUUACAUCGAAACGAUGCAACCCACAUUGUAGCUACUUUCAAUGAGUCAAUAAAUCAAUAAUUGAUA